This is a messenger RNA of Bombina bombina (fire-bellied toad), 2668 nucleotides long. RefSeq lists its product as uncharacterized. Bases 1745 to 2365 code for a protein of 206 amino acids. Lineage: Eukaryota; Metazoa; Chordata; Amphibia; Anura; Bombinatoridae. The transcript is spliced from 2 exons. The record is from RefSeq and is a predicted model, not a curated record.
GUUGGGAAUGUUGGAACAUUUUGGGAGUACCGGUAGCUAUGGAGAAGACAGAGGGGCCUUGUACCAAGCUAGUCUUGCUAGGUAUAGUCAUAGAUUCCGUGAAGGGCCAAUGCGAGUUACCAGAGGAGAAGGGGGAAAAGGCCAGGGAUCUGGUAAGGGAAAUUGUAGGGAGUAGAAAAAUAUCGCUCAGGGAAAUGGAGAAAGCCCUAGGAAUUUUGAACUUUGCGUGUAAGGUUAUACCAGUGGGCAGAGUAUUUAAGAGAAGAUUGGAGUUGAGUACCUGUGGAAUAAAGAAGCCAGAACAUAAAAUCAGAAUAACCAAAUAAUUGAAGGAAGAUCUCAAAGUGUGGGAUUCAUUCUUGAUCCAGUUUAAUGGGGUGAGGAUUUGGGAGAAGGAAAUUCUAUGGGAGGAACUUGAGUUUUUUAUGGAAAGGGGGAAAGUGGUGCGCAGGAGGGUGACCAGAAAGAGGGAAGGAAAUGGAUUGGGUUAAGAACUGGGAACUGCUGGAGCUAUUCCCCUUAGUGGUAGCAAUAGAGUUAUGGGGCGAGGAGUUAGCAAAUAGAAAUUUAAUCUGUUGGUCGGACAACAGGGGAGUGGUAGAGGUCAUCAACCUUCUAUCGGCAUGAUCGCUACCAGUAAUUAGGUACCUAAGGUAUUUGGUGCUGGAAUGUUUAAAGCAUAACAUCUGUAUCAGGGCCAAACAUAUUCCGGGUUUCAGAAAUGUAGUGGCGGACACGCUAUCCCGUUUUAAAUGGGAGAAGUUUAGGGUCUAGCCCCCAAUGCCAGACAAGAAGGUAAAUGUUGCCCUGGACUUCUUUGGCAGAUUGGCAACGGAUAGACGGAAUCAAGGAACUCGUCGAAGGCCUUGGCACCAAGUAAAUGGGCGGUUUACAGAAAAUAUUGGGGACUAUGGUGCAAGCAUAGGAAGGGGACACGAGAAGGAGAGGAAGUAAUUGAGGAAGAGUUUUAGAAUGUUUGGUGGUGCUGCGGAGGGAAGGCGUAAAAAAGGGGAGAUUGAAUGCAGUGUUAGCAGGGAUUUCAUACUGUUCGCAGCUAUAUGGGGGAAUAGAUUGGUCCAGGAAGUUUAUAGUAAAGAAAAUAGCAAGGGCAUGGGGAAGAGGGGAAGAGAAGGGAAUGGAUAAAAGGGAACGAAUAACGGAGGUCAGAUUACAGAAAAUGACAGGGGCACUAGAAGGGGUAUGUGCAAACAGGGACGAGGCGCUAAUUUUCAGAACGGCUUUUGUAGUGGCAUUUCACGGAGCAAUGAGGAUAGGGGAGCUGUUACCAAAAAACAGAAGAAUAGGUAAAGGGGGUGUAGAGACAGGGGACGUAAGAUGGGGGGAAGAAGCCGUACUAAUAUUGGUAAGACGAUCUAAAACAGACAAGGAAGGAAAGGGGGCAUGGCUAAAUAUGGCUAAAACAGGGGGAGCACUGUGCCCGGUGGCCUGUGUUAAGGAGUACCUGAUAACAAAGAGGAAAGGGGGCCGCACAUUUCUGAGGCAUGCAGAUGGCUCGGAUGUAACAAUCUUCCAGUUUAAAAGCAUAUUACAAAGGGUAGUUAAGAAACUGGGGUGGAAAGAUGCACACCUCGUGCCGCAUUCAUUCAGAAUAGGAGCAGCGACCGCCGCAGCGGGUAGGGGUUGUUCAGAGGAACAAAUUAAAAAACUAGGGAGAUGGAAAUCCGCUGCGUACAAAUCAUACAUAAGAGUGCAAAAGGAGUAAAGCCUCAAUUAAAAUGUGCUAAUGGUUAAAGUGUUUUUUUGUUUUACAGGCAAAGCGUUAAGGGUGUGGAUAGUAGGGCAUUCCUACGUUUACUGGGCACAGGCUAGGGCGGCAGCAUCGGCGCAGGGAGUAAAUUUGGGGCUAUCGCACAAGGAAGUUAGCAUUAGAUGGUUAGGAAAAAGAGGCAUGAUGUGGGAUGAGUUAGUGCCAACAAUACAGCAGGCAAGGAGAAGAUGGGGGUGUCCGGACGCCAUAAUUAUACAUCUGGGGGGGAACGACAUAGGCGCUUACCCACUUAGAGAGCUAGAAGAGAAAGUUGCAGGAGCAAUGAGAUGGUUGAAGGUGGCAUGGCCAUCAGUCAGGGCGAUAUGGUCCAAUAUAGUUUCAAGGAUAUACUGGCGGAACUCGUACACGAGCAAAGCAGGAUAUAGAUCAAGGAGAAAAGUGAACCAGGUAGCAGCAAAGGAUAUGAAGGAAAUAGGGGGUAGAGUGGUGGAGCACCCACUGAUAGCAGUGAAAAAGGAGGAGCUAUUCCGACGGGAUGGAGUGCACCUAACGGAUGAGGGGAAUGACCAGCUGCUGGUGGACAUCAGAGGGAUGUGCCAAGAGUUGGUAAAGACGCAGCAGAGCAUGAUGCAAUAACCGGAGAGGUCACGUGAGAAGGCAGUACUUGCACGGCUAAGGGCAGGACGUUGACUAAUUGGUUGAGUCGCAGUAAGACCGCCCGUGCUCCUCAAUAAGGGGAAGAACACAGCGCAACCGAAGGGCAGCAGGUGACCUGGCGGUCUACGCUGACUGGAGGAUAGAAAACGGCAGCUGUUUUUAACAUAGUAUUGAGCAUACAAUCGCAGCAAGCGGUGAAGUUUGUGCACGACACGUGGGCGGGGCAGAAGGGGAGGUGGGAGGAUCCCGCGGCAUACCCAGCCCUGAGGGGUGAUCCGGUGG